Molecule: messenger RNA, 10529 nt
Organism: Malaya genurostris
Lineage: Eukaryota; Metazoa; Arthropoda; Insecta; Diptera; Culicidae
Product: protein Skeletor, isoforms B/C
Exons: 11
Coding region: 1234-3522 (762 amino acids)
Source: RefSeq, a predicted model, not a curated record
AAUCCCUGGCGAUAGCAUUCGAAUCCAGCCACUGCCCGCGUCGUGGAGGUAGUGCGCGUUUGGGGGCUAAACCGCAGCAGUAGUAGUUUCAAGUACCUGUGAACCGACCCUGGAAAAAAUAUUCAAUUUGCAAUACGAACAGGUGGCACGGCUCGUUGAAUUUUCUUUCUUUCUGUUUUGGAAACGAAUCACUGGUGGCCGUACGGGCUCGACUGAUGCCGUGGCAGGAUAUUCUUCCGGUUCCGGAUAUACUGAUUUUUCUUUGAAAUAUCAACGCACAUACUACAAAGCAGCACAUCAAACCGUUCGAUAAUUUAAUUCGUGUUUAUCACUAGUGGCAUCAUUUUUAUGCACCGCUGCACUAUUGUGCAGUCAUGAGUGAACCCGUUGUAGCACUUUUUCGACUAAUCUGUACACGCAUCUGAACCAAACGGACAAUAUAUCCUGUAAAUUAGUGCAUCGUAAGGCGGUAGAUGGAAUAAUUUGAAUCAGCAGAAAAAUUGGGUGCGGUGUUUCAAAUUUUGGAGUGGAUGCUUUUUGCUCCUGAGAAAAUGCUUUAACCUUGGGAAGAACAUCACGAACUUAGCGGAAUGUUAAUCGGAAUGAGUUUUAAUGCAAUUUGACGGAAAAACCAAGCAACAAUGUGAAAGUGUGAUAAAAUACGUCAUUUUAGUUUUUUAUAUUUAUUAUUUUCAUCGUUGCUAAUUUGAAUCCCCAUUCCCAUGCGGAUACACAACUGAAGUCAAGUGGAAUUUACACAACUGUCUAUUGAAAGCUAGGAAAAAUCUGUGAUAUAUCUAUGAAAUCGUGUGACAAUAAUUAAAAGUGUAACAUAUAUAGUAUUUUAAUUGUGAACGUAGGAAGUAGUUAGUUUAUUGUAAGUAAUCAAUCAAGAUUGCCGAAGAAAUCAAGAUCAAUUACUGUGUGUCCGCAAGAAAAGGGUGCGUUUAAAGAUUGUCGAACCCUGAAUUCAGCCGAAAAAUUUUCCGCGCUGACACUAACGUAAAUGACCGCCAUUUUGAAAGCGUAAGGAUUAUUCUCGAGUCACCAAUCACUCGCUCUCUCUCUCUCUCUGUCUCUGUCUCUCUCACUGUGUCGCUCUUGCUCCCAGUGGGGGCCUUCAAGCACCAGAAAUUAGAGCGGAGAAAAUAAUCCAGCCAGCCGCCCACCCAACCAACCAACCAACCAAACCAACCAACAAAAACAUCCUGCCAGCCAUCAUCGGUCGCCAUCAUGCUAUUCACCGUCACCGAGGGUGAUGGGACCCACGGUCACAGCAGAACAAACCACCGAUCGGCCCCACCGUCGGCAGCACGGUACGACGUGUGCCCCCUGCCACGAAAUGAUUUUUGUUUAUCGACUACUGUUGCAACCCGAGCCAGGGAUAUAGUUCUAGUAGGACUAGCACUGAUGCUCCUGCUAGCCGCGAACGUGGAAUCCAAAGCCCCGGAUCACUAUUUCGGACGGGAAAUCGGACAUUUCAACAGUUUCGGCCACGGAGUUCGGGGUCGGGUGUUUGCCGUAGACGAGUCAACCCUGUUCGUGAAAGGUUUCGCCUACGACGGAAGCGCUCCGGACGCGUUCUUCUGGGUCGGCAAUUCACCCCGACCCAGCCCCGAAGGCUACAUCAUCCCCUACCCUGAGGAGUACACCGGGAGAGAGCCACCUGCACUGGGACAGCACGAGAACUCCAAUAUCAUCCUGAAAUUGCCAAUGGGUAAACGUCUCAGAGACAUUCGUUGGCUAUCAGUGUGGUGCAGAAGAUUCACGGUCGAUUUCGGCGAAAUAUUCAUUCCACCCGGACUAGACGUUCCCAAGCCUCGAGUGUUGCCCGAGUUCAAACGACUGGCCCACGGGCUACGGUCCAGCAACAUCAGCAUCCUGGAUGCCAAAACGUUCUACAUUCCCAAUCUACACUAUGACGGUGCCGGACCGGAUGCGUACUUCUGGGUGGGCAACGGUUCCGAACCUAACAUUAUGGGUAUCAAAGUUCCUAACGAGAUCGGGUCACUAGAACCGUUGCGGGGCUACCAGGGGGAGGACAUUGAAAUCCAGCUGCCAGGCAACUUGACUAUGUACGACAUCGACUGGUUGGCGGUUUGGUGUGUAGAGUAUAGACAUAACUUCGGUCACGUUUACAUUCCGAAGGAUUUGGACAUUCCGCCGGCACUGGGACAGACCAAAAUAGCGCCGCCCUGGUGGUACAAACCGACGACGUCAUCAACUAUGCCGACGCAGGUGGCGCAUGGCAGCACUGCCAAGCCGAAGAAUGUCAACUGCAGAGAGUUGCUUCGCUCAAAACUCAAUGUGAUGUGGGAGGUGGUGGGAGAUUACGUGGAAAUUGAGUUGAUCGGGCGAAUCCGCGAAGAUCAAUACAUGGCAUUUGGGAUAUCGGGUCACAACGGGCAUCCGCAGAUGGUCGGUGCCGACGUUGUUGUUACAUUCUAUGAUCGUAAGCAGCGACGGUUUCGGGCCGAGGACUACUACAUGUCGGCGUUAGCUCAGUGUGAUGGCAAACAGGGCGUUUGCCCGGAUGAGCGAAUAGGUGGAAAAAAUGAUGUGGAAUUAAUUUCUGGAGAUCGUAGUCAUGGAGUUACUCGAAUCAAGUACCGCAGGUUGCUGCAAACCAACGAAGCUGUUAACGAUCAAGCUUAUCCCACGAACCGUCAAAUCUCAGUGGUUGCUGCCAUCGGUCCGCUGAACUCACAGGAUGAAGCGAAUGCACACUCCCACCAGGAUGUGACGGUCGAUGAUAUUCAGAUAAAUUUUUCGUCCAAGAACGAUCACACCUGUACGGAUGCGUUGGACAGUGUUCGCGACGUUGGAGGUCCAGAACCAUGGCCCACGCGGAUCCUUCUAGGAGAAAAAAACAUUAGUGUAAAAAUUGGACCAACAGGUGGGAAACGAGGGUACACGCCGAUUACCGGACAUCCUUCGUGGGGCAUUGCUUGGUACCUGAACGAUAUGCUCAUCCCGGAAGUAUAUGUCGAGCGGGGUCAAACGUACACUUUUGUGGUGGAAGGAGGAGACGAUUCAACCCAACCGGCUAAAUAUCAUCCAUUCUACAUAACAGACUCCAGCGAGGGCGGAUAUGGCCAGUUAACGGACGCUCAACGACGACGGGAAACCAUUUUUGCUGGUGUUGAGUACGACAAGGAUAAUUAUCCGAUUCCAACUGCCGCUGGUAGAUAUUGUGAGUGGAAACACAAAACCGUGGACAAGUCAGACGAAAUCGAAACAUUUGAAGAGUACAAAAAGACUUUGUAUUUAUCGUGCGAUGAUCCUGAUGGACAACCAGCUUUCCUGAACUGGACUGUAGCUGAUGAUACACCGGAUCUUGUUUACUAUCAGUGCUACACACACCGGAAUUUGGGUUGGAAGAUCCACGUAGUGAACGCGGGUAUGACAGAUAAAAUCAACGGUUCGCAUGGUUUGUUCGUUGUGAGUUCGCACAGUAUAGCUCUUUUGGUACUCACCUUGUGUAUUAGCUUUUUUAUGACAGGGCGACGGGAAGAGUUUUGAUAGUAACAUUAUGGCUUCACUGCAUCCGAGGACGAACCAUCGCGUUUGUUCCAAGUGAAGGCUUGCUUGAAAAGCAGGCAUAUUUAGUUAAGAACUUAAUACACUCGGUAAUGUUCCAAAGGAAUGCCGUAGUUAGUGAUAGGCUUGCUUCUUGUUACAGUCGCUGGGGCUGAUUUUUGUAUAAUAUUUCGAUCGAUUGCUUUCCACUACUCAUAUUUUCUUCUAAGAUUUUAUUGUAUAAAUCAAUUUUAGCCUUGAAACAUUAGUAAAUUUAGCAAACAGGUGGUCGAUUUAACUUAAUAAUUUACAAGUAAAUGCUGUUAUGUUGGGUAAAGAUAAAUUAUAACAUUUCAAGUUUAGUUAAACAUUUCAUAAACAAUGAGUUUAUUCAUUUUAUGACAUGUUCAACAUCUGACAGUGAUAGCUGAGAAAAAUAAAUCUUUAAAGUAUAAUUAUCAUUAAACUCUAAGUUUAAGAUUUUAUAUCUAUAUCCGUCCACAACGAAACAGCAUAAAAAAUCUUAUUUUAGAACAAGAACAAAAUAACUAUUGCAAAAAUUUCGUUUUAAAGGCCCUACACAAUAAAAUAAGUUUAUCUAAGAAGCAACCUAUCAGUAGGAGACGGCUAUUCGGAAGGAAGCGUACUAUAGCGAAUACAAAUUAACGCAACAAUAAAAAUCAACCAUGCGAUAUCGCUUGAAAAACAUAUCUUUCGUGUGAAUGAGGAAAAACUUUGCGCGGUAAUCAGUUUCGGUCAGGCCUAUUCGAAAUAAAAUCAAGGCAUCAUUUUGACAUCGUAAACGAGAAUUUAGGAAUUUAGUUUGGCAAAGCCAACUGCGUGCUAUCGAUGCAUUUCACAAAACAAAUGCAGGAAUGUUGAAUCUCACGGAAUGCUUGCGAAUAGUUAUAGGUUAAGGUUAUGUUAUAGAUAAUGAUUUUUGGUAAACAACAGAAGAAAAAUCUUCGCGGAUCAAUAGAUUGGAAGUAGCUCAUCUCCUAGUGUCAUUAAAUAUAGGGAAAAAAAGAUCUGAUUCGUUGAAUAGAAGUCCUAUUUUUGCAUGGACGUUUGAAAAUGUUGAAUCCUCCCAUACUUGUGAAAGUUGUAUUUACAUUUGUAAGAAAACCAUCAAUUCGUUCGUAUCAUCCUUAAUUUAACAGUCAGUUUAUGAGAAACGAAUUAUGAAGACAGGUUCAGAUAGUAGAUUAGACCUGUGAGUAUCAAUCAAAAUAGAAAAUUACGCAGGGCUCUCAUGGGACGAAUUGUAAUCUUUGUCAUCAGUGUUCGCUACUAAUGACGUUUUCAAUGUCAUAUCAUUUCCAGAACUAGACCAAAUCGAUCUAUUGCCACUAGAGAUGUCAAAAAGGGUUUGUAAUAUGUUACCUUCAGUUCGCCUACUUCGAGAUUCGAUGUGAAGUCACCAGAGGGCGCCAUGUUCUUAAAAAAAGGUGUCGCUUUUGAUUUGUUCGUAAAACGUGAGAGCUGGAUGUCUUGAUAAUAUGAUGUCUUUGAUAAGAGCUUGCAUACAGUGGUUAUCGUACGCAAAGAUGGCUUUUAACGAAUUCUCUAUUGUAUGCUUCAAACAGCUUUUUAAAGGAAGUUUGUUCCAGCUUGGAUGCCUUGGAGUUUUACAAACUGCACUCAUAAACAGGUCUGCAGAUUUCUUGCAUAAGCUUCAGAUAUGUUUGUCAAAAUACUCCAUUUUACAAUUUGCACGAAUCGAAGAACGCGACUUUUUCAUUCAAUUUUUUUCUAAGAAACUUCGUUUUUAAACUUUUUUGCAGGCAUUUGAAAAUCAUGUUUUGCUCAGACAUUUGCCUAAAAUUUACAGACUUUUACAAUCGCCGCGGUCUUACCAAUUCCGUGCAUCAAAUACGGUAACAGAGGUAUUUUUGCCACUUCAUAUAUUUUGACCCACCUAACAAACUUUAUGAAUUUAAUCGAUAUUAAAUAACCCAUGUUGCAUCAAUUUGAAGCUAAUCACAUAAAAUUACCUAUUGACAAAUUGUCGCAAAGCUGAUUGACCAGUAGCGACACCUGCCAAUGAAAAAUGGAACUAAGAAAAUGAGGAUUCUUUAGGAAAUUUUCAUAUCGGCAGUAGUGAUUUGCAACAUUUUUAUCGUUUAUUCAAGAGUACAAAUAUAUAUCAGCAAUAAAAGUAAACUCGGAGUAGAAGAAAAUCGAUUAAAUUACGAUUAAACAUGGAAAUGUGUGAAAUUUUUUCACAGGGAAACCAGUGUAACGUUAAUUUCUCGAGUAAAAUAAAUCCUAAAGUGGGCCAAAAUACCUCUGUUACCCUGUAGAUAAACUGACGUCCGAAGACUUCUUUCGAGUUCAGUCUUUUUAACCCUGUCUGAAGAUAUUUGAAAUCCUGGCAUCUCUGCUCAUAAACGAUCACGGUUGUGAGGAAUUCUGGCAACCGGCAGAAGGCUGACUGCAUUCCGGCUGCUGUCAAAAUUGUCGAGGCAAAAUUACGUCAUUAUAUCGCCGUACGUGUCUUGUUUAUUUCGCUCUUCCUUCGUUUGUCUUUUUUUUUUAUUCGAUUUCAUUCGAUAUUCGUCAAUCCCGCAUGUACAUACAAAAAACGAAUCUUGUCUGCUUUUGUCUGGCAGAACGUUGACGUCUGUAGCUGGCAACCUAAAUAUCUGAUUCAUUUUUUUUCCUCUUUUACUUUUUUGCUUGUUGACAAUGUUGUGAGCAGAGUUACAAGUUACGUAGAUAUUUGAAAAUGCUCAGAGGAAAAACUUUUUUGUUCGUUGAUUUGUUCAACUUUUAUAUGGCAGCCGUGCUUGUAUAUAAAACAUGUGUGGCUAAGGAAAUGCACCACAAGUUCAGCUUUGAAAGCAAUCUUCAAUAUUGAAAGAAUCCACAGAGCUUUUAUAAUAUACUGACACGUCACAGAACUUUGAAACAAAUACCUACAGACUCUCACUGUUAUAGGAACUUGAGGAUUCGUUCGGCUACCGAAAUAGUAUUCGCCAGUCACUUACUACGAGAGUUUGUACAAAUAACUGCGUUUUACGUCUAUGUAGAUUCCUGAUUUUUGAAGCUUUUUUUCCAUGUGUAAAGGCUUAUUCAUUUGAAUCUAGUUUGGUCAAAGAUUUACGAAAGUAAUUAGGCGAUGACUGAGCUGGCAAAUAGUGGAAACAUGUCAAAAAACAAAUCGAACAAACAUUAGCUGGGAAUCUGCCCUUCUGUUUAUCUCAGAACAUUUUUAAGGAUGUUUCUUAAUUCGCUCUUAUCUGUGAUCCAUAAAAUACACUAGAUUCGACCAUAUUUGAGAUUAUUAUUGGAUCUCCAACAAUCUUGGCAACUACUCCAAUAUAAUCUUACUUGGAUUAUACAAUUGUCCAUUCCAGUAAGAGUUCAAAUAAAAACUGAAUUCAAUCUCAAAUUGAGUCCCUGAUACUCAACAUUGUAGUAGAUAAAACUAUUAAGUAAAUAUAAAGUAUCUUUCAGUAGGUUUUCGUGUGGACUUUAUGGAAACUACUUAAAGCAGCCACACAUAACAAAACUAUUCGGAACUUCAAUUUCUAUUCUCGUUUUUUUUGUCUUACAUUUCAUUUACCUUUUCUUUUAUUGUUAGAAAAGCGAAAACCAUGAGUUUGGCUCUAAAAGUUAUAGUUAAGCAAACCGCAACCAACCUAAAAUUGAGUAAAAGGUAACUGCUAUUUGUUUCAGUGAGCCAAUGAAAAAAAAGACCUACAUGUACAAAUACAAAUCAAGUAUCGAUGAGCUUGUCCACAAAAUAGGUGCAAUAUUCAACGAAACAGGUCUGGUACAGAUUACAAAUACAAAAUGAACAACAAUGCAAGAGACUACAACAUUACAAAGCUUUGUCUUAACGUACAUUUGAACAUACAUCGAAUGGUUAUGAUCUGUUUAGUUUUUGUAUGCAAAGUUAGUUUUACUGUUCAUGUGACAAUAAAGAGGAAAUCUGAAGAAAGGGAAGCUCAUUUUUUGUUACGUUUAUACAUACUAACGUUUAAAAGAGAAAGAAAAACGCAAUUGCUGUGAAUUGCGACUGUAAGAAAUGACAAUAAGAAAAAUCAAUUCAAUCUAUUCAGUAACAAUAAAUUAGAGAAUAAUAAAUCAAAUUGGAGUAAAUUUAGCACACACUAACGCUAGGUAUAAACAAUAAUUGAACUAAGUGACAAUAAGGCAGUAGAUUCAACACUAUAUGCGUAACUUGCGACAAUAACAAAAUUGAAAUGAAUGAAUCUAACGACAAUAAAUACAAUGUUUCAAAUUUAAAUGUUUUUUGGAAUUUCACAACUUAGAUAGAUUAAGAAAUACUACCAUUUAGCGCCAAGUUGUAAUUACUUUUUAAUCUGCGUUAUUUCAACUCAUUGUUUGUUUAACAAUCAUUACCCAUACAAUGUAUAAGUUUACAUUUUGUAUUGAACAUACAACAUAAAAAACUUGUUACUGAGCUGAAUACAUAAUUCUAGAGAUAUCAUUCGUUUUUGGAUAAGGUGAUUUUCACUUUUGAAAAUUCUAUCAUCAAUCAUGUAAAUUCUAAGUGUAUAACAAACCGAAAAUUUACUCGAUACAAAACGAGCAAAAAGCACGAGAACCUGUAAAUUUAUCAAACGAAACUCAAACAUAGGCUGGCGUAAUGCAAUUCAUUCAAUUUUACUACAGAAAACUAACAAACAUUACAAUUGUUUCUUUCAUACUCGUAAAAUUUGGAAGUAUGUACAGUACUCGCUCGCUUGAGUCAACGAUCGAUAAUGUGAAAAUCCCGAUAGGACUCCACUGUGUCGGGUGGCUAACAAUGUAUUAUCUUAGAGCAACAAAACAAAACUUUAAAUGUGUAUAUAUUUGAAUUACUUGUAUGUGAGUUUCUGUAUGCCUACACAGCAAGUUAAACUACAACAAUACUGAUUCGGACAGCUUGAACGAACAUGAAAUAUCAACCAACAAUGUAUUAGUUUCAAACCUUGGGAACUGAGAAGAGUAAUGAAAAUGAUCCAAAACACGGUCUAUUCAACAACAAAGACAAUAAAUGUCAAUUAUUGACAAUAUUUAAUAAUAGGGGAAAAAGAAGCAAACUGAAAAUCGAAGGAUAUACAUUGAUGAUGUUAAAGUAAAAUGAGGCUGUUUCCAGUAAUAAUAUUUUUGGUGUAAUACAACUUAAAUUACGCAAUCUAAAAAAAACGACCAAAAUAUUGUACAGUUGCGAAAAAGGCCUCCUUUUUAGUUGUGGGAAGAUUUGAUGUCCUGUGAACUGUAAAUUUUAUUAUUCAUCGAAACAACAUAAAUGCCAAUGUUGUGUUUUUUUUAAUUUGGAACGAAGGAAAAAUAAUUUUAUAUUUUCAAACAAUCACUUUUGCAAAAUCCCAUUUAUCAAUACCGAAUUGAAAUCAACACAUGUUGACAUUUGAAGAUUUUUAUUGUUCUAUUUCAAUUUACCUUAAACGUUCUCCGCAAUGGCAAAAUUUAACAAAUAAUAAGAAUAUUGUCAUAUAAAGACAGCAAAUCUAAUCUUAAAGGAAAAUCAAUGACAGCUUUAAACACUUCAUACCAACUAAUCGAGAACAAUAUGUACCAUGUAAAAAUUAUUUAAAACCUAGUUACCACGUUCCAAUUCAAUCAUUCUACAAUAUAAGUACCUAUUUGGUUUUACACGAAUAUGACAUAAACUAUCAAAAUGGGCAGGAUUAACGUCGUUUAUAGCCAACCAUUCAAAUAUUAAAACGUGUAAUUGAAAAUGUAAACCAUACCCUAUCGAUAGCUGUCAAACAAGAACUUUAUUAAUCAUAAAUUCAUUCGUUAACUCAUCUUAUAAAGUCUAAUUAGGUUUCGGAAGUAAUUGACAUAACAUCACUAAUGUCGUUUUUGCUUGAGAAAACUGACAGUGAUCGAGGCUAAUUUCAUCAAACAAACACUUCUUACGAAACUAUGUUGGUUUCGCACUUAGCAACGGGGGUUUGAGCAAACCUUAUAUAAAAAUCAGGUUUGAUACUGUCUCAAUUUUCAGUUCAACUACGGUGAAACUAGGUUCGAAACUAGCUUUAAACUACAGACUUUCAUAGUAACAGACUUGCGAAUACUUCACUAGCAUAGGAAUUUGACGGGUCGUUUGGCUUCCUAAAAAGUUUCCGCCGGUCUGUUACUGUGAAAAUCUGUAGUGGAGACUGGGUUAGGUUUGGCAUCAAGCGAAAACGACGAACGAGAUUUGACAGUUAUCGUAAGUUUGUUCUUAUAUUCAUUUCAUUCUGUUCCCUGUUAUUUUUUAAUCCUUUCAUUGUGCUCCUUCACGCAGAAAACUCUUUUGUGAUAUUAACAUGGUACAGAGUGGAAACAAUUUUUCUGUCGUUCUGGUACCAUCAAAAUACAAAUAUAAAUAAUUCAAUAAUUUUAUUGAUAUGAAAUUGAAAAACAUAAUACCUUAACAAAAGAAAGUAUAGCUGGUUGUUUCAUACAACUAUUUGUCUGUUUCAAAUGUAAAUUAUGGGUUAAUCCAACCAAAAAAUUAGUUAUUGUUGGCUUAAAACGUCAUGCCUGAAACAAAAAAUUUAUCAUUUGAAACAAAUCGGCCGGAUUUUUCUGCGUGUUGUCAUUCCACAGCAUUCCAGUGUAAACAAACCACCAAAAGCUGCCAAUGAUGAACCUAAUUCAUCGGCAUAAUAAUUUUCAGAUCCGAUUCAGUGCCAGCAUACCCACCAUACACAACACUCGUUCUCACGUGGAACAGUUGUCCGUGCCGGUACUGAACCGGAUCGGAAUGGUUUGAAUAGACCUUUAGAGAUAAUAAAAAUCUAGAACCACACACAAACCAAGAAACAAUACCAAAAUAUCCAAAACAAUGUCGUAAUCGAAUUGGUUUGUAUAUAACAUGCAUAAAUCUUCCCACAAUGAUGUCAUUUUUACUACAAAUGCAGCGCGGAAUGCUUACAACACAACUUGAAGGCAUAUAGACUACAAUGAGAAGAGCAUACAUCAUAAACUCUCUGGGCAAAAAUCGAGAACAAUAAAAUUAAUAGAAUAGUAUUGAACCAAUGGAA